Parathielavia appendiculata is the source of this 2550-nucleotide messenger RNA. RefSeq names its product alpha/beta-hydrolase. The record is from RefSeq and is a predicted model, not a curated record. Lineage: Eukaryota; Fungi; Ascomycota; Sordariomycetes; Sordariales; Chaetomiaceae. The coding region runs from base 500 to 2395 and encodes 631 amino acids. The transcript is spliced from 4 exons.
UGAUUCACACUCGCAUAUUCCAGUUCGUCGGGAAAUUCUGGAUGUGGCUAAUUUCAGAAAUGCCUAUGGUACCUUACUUGAGCCUCAGUCCCCUAAAACCGGUCCCCCUGAGCCCGACACCAUCCCAUUUAUCCGCCCUUGGGCCAAGACGGUAGCAUUCCGAAAGACAUGAGCCAACCGGUACAAUGGUGAGGUGGGAAUUCCGCCUUCAGGACUAGGUUAUCACUCAGCGGGCAACCCCCCUGCCCCCGUCCCGAAAUGGAGGCCAUUUUGUUUUUUUCCAGAACAGAGCGAUUGGUCCGUCUGAUUCUAUGGUUAGCUUCCAGUCUGGUAUCGAUGUGGCAUUGCGGUUCGCAGAGUGGACUCCGUUUCCACGCUGUUGUCGUGGGCCCUGCUCGCGAUGCCGAAACUCUGAUGUAUUUCAAGGUGGCUCCUCCCGUUGGCGGUUCUCACAGUCCGAGUAUCUCUUCGCCCACCGCGUCCCGGGUCUCUUUCCGCAAUGGCCUUCCUGCUGAGGUGGUAUGCCGGCCUUGUGCUCGCCGGUGCGCUGGUGUCUUGCGCACCGCAAGGCGCUGCAACCACCCCAGACGACGGAUCGACAGAUGUUGCUGAUUUGUUCGUCUCGGAGCUGAUCGCCAACGCCACCCAGGCCGAGCAGGAGCAGCAGGCGCAGGGGAAGCGCUUCCUCUCGUGCACUCAGGACGACUCGUUGGUCGUCGACCUGGGUUACGCAAAAUACCGCGGCUACCGCAACGCAUCGGCAGGUUUGAACGUCUGGAAAGGUGUCCGCUACGCUGCCCCUCCCACCGGCAAGCUGAGAUGGCAACCGCCCCAAAAUCCGCCCCUGAAGUUGGAUGCGCCCGUCACCGACGCCGCUGCCUUCGGACCCAUCUGCCCGCAGUCGCUGCCCUCCGUCCCCAACGCCCCCUACGUCCCAGGCAACGAAGACUGUCUCUUCCUGAACGUCUAUGCGCCUCCCAAUGCGGCCAAGCUCCCGGUGCUCGUCUGGAUCCACGGCGGCGGAUACGGCUUGGGCGAUGCCACCCAAGACAUGAGCGAAAUUAUCAACGCUAAUGACAAGGGCUUUGUAGCCGUGACGCUGCAGUACCGUCUUGGUGCGUUUGGCUGGCUCUCGUCCGGCGAGGUCAAGAAGAAGGGCGUCGUCAAUGCUGGCAUCCUCGACCAGGCGCUCGCCCUAGCCUGGGUGAAGCUGCAUAUCUGCCAGUUCGGCGGUGACCCGUCCCAGGUCACCAUCACGGGCGAGUCGGCGGGCGCCGGCUCCGUCAUGUACCACGGAAUUGCCGUCAAGGGCAAUCUCGGCACCCUCUUGUACAAGCGAGGCAUUGCCGCCUCGCCCUACUUGCCGUUCCAGUAUAAGUACGACGAUGCCCUGCCGACGGCCCGCUACUAUGCCUUCUCCCAGGCGGCCGGAUGCCCCGGCAGCGGAAACGUCUUUGACUGCCUUGUCGGCAAGGACACCUACACGCUGCAGCAAGCCAGCUAUGCCGUCACUCAGCAGUCGCCCUAUGGUUAUUGGGGCUUCUGGCCGGUCACGGACAACAGCUACAUCAUGUCCCGCCCGAGCCAGCAAUUCGCCGCCAAGAAGAUGAACGGCAAGAGCCUGCUGGUCGGCAACAACGCCAACGAAGGCGGGCUAUUUGUCCCGCCCACGCUGACCACCCAGGACGACCUGGUCAACUGGCUGCAGACCGCCCAGUUCCCGAACCUCACGCCGGCCCAGCUCAACACCAUCCUCGCGGCCAACCCCAACGACGCGCUCACCAGCGCCACUGGCCCGCACUACGAGACCAAUGGCCUCACGGGGCUCACGGCCGUCCAGGUCUCGCAGGACGCCAACGGCCAGCAGCAGCGCGCCAAUAACAUCUACGCCGAAGCCAUCUUUGUCUGUCCGGCCUACUGGCUCGCCUCGGCUUACUCUGGCGGCAAGGCCGGCCAGUCAGCCUGGCUCUACCAGUACAGCGUCCCCUACGCGUCCCACGGCGCCGACGUGCCGGGUUACUUUGGUCCCCAGACGCCGAACCAGUCGGACGAUUUUGCCCGGGCCUUCCGCCGGAUAUGGGGCAACUUCGUGCGGACGGGAACUCCGUCCAUCAGCGCCCAGCUGGCCAAUGGCGCGGCGAGCGAGAACCCGGGCGCGCCGAACCCGGCCACCAACUGGCCUGCUUGGAACGAUGCCGCGCCUCAGCUGUUGAAUCUGAAUACCACCGGUGGUGUGCCGUACCAGACGCAGCUGACGUGGGGGGCGACGGUGACGCAGUUUGCAGAUCCGGGCCUGCGGAAUGCCUUUAGUCUCGCUUCGGCGGUCGACUGGGAGGGCGGGAGAAAGGCCAGGUGUGAUGUGUAUAUGGGGCUGGCUGAGAGCAUUCCUCUGUAAUGACGAGAAACCUAACCGGAUAUAGUGUCACCUCUGUCACCGGAGCUCUACGGAGGCACUUGGUUCCAAAAGCGCAUAAUUCAUGGCUGGCCUCGGGGCCGCCGGAGGCCCGCAGAUUGCACAACUCGUCUCAACCGCGUCCUAAACACGGCGAG